Williopsis jadinii is the source of this 714-nucleotide messenger RNA. It is a transcript of the gene PRE7, whose product is annotated as proteasome core particle subunit beta 6. The coding region runs from base 1 to 714 and encodes 237 amino acids. The record is from RefSeq and is a predicted model, not a curated record. The transcript has a single exon. Gene Ontology annotation, cellular component: proteasome core complex. Lineage: Eukaryota; Fungi; Ascomycota; Saccharomycetes; Phaffomycetales; Wickerhamomycetaceae.
AUGGCCACAGUGAGAUCAGGUUAUGAGUCUCACCACGAGACUGUACCAAUUGAACACCGCUUCAACCCAUACUCCGACUCUGGUGGUACCAUCUUGGGUAUUGCCGGAGAGGACUUUGCGGUGCUUGCCGGAGACACCAGACACACCGUUGGAUAUUCGAUUAACUCACGUUACGAACCAAAGGUGUUUGACGUUGGUGAUAACAUUGUGAUAUCGGCUAACGGAUUCUCUGCCGAUGGAAAUGCCUUAAUUCAAAGGUUCAAGAAUCAGCUUAAAUGGUACCAUUUCAACAACCAAAAGAGGAUGAGUUUAAAGAGUUGUGCUAGAUUCAUACAGCAUAUGCUCUACGGCAAGAGAUUCUUCCCAUACUACGUCCAUACUAUCAUUGCGGGGCUUGACGAAGAAGGUAAAGGUGCGGUAUAUUCUUUUGACCCUGUGGGCUCUUAUGAAAGGGAACAGUGUAGAGCUGGAGGUGCCGCUGCAAGUUUAAUCAUGCCGUUCUUGGAUAACCAGGUGAAUUUCAAGAACCAGUACGAGCCAGAUGGAACAAAAAAGCCUUUGAAGUAUUUGACAUUGGAGGAAGUCAUCCAACUGGUGAGAGACGCAUUCAGUUCGGCCACGGAGAGACACAUCCACGUUGGUGAUGGGUUGGAGAUUCUGAUUGUUACCAAAGAUGGCGUUAGAACUGAAUACUUUGAGUUAAAGAAGGAUUGA